Linum trigynum is the source of this 2543-nucleotide messenger RNA. NCBI's taxonomy places the organism in Eukaryota, Viridiplantae, Streptophyta, Magnoliopsida, Malpighiales, Linaceae. The record is from the annotation of a GenBank genome assembly.
AUCAAUUGUCCGGCUGGAAAUAUCUCUUAUCGGAAUCUAAAUCGGUUUGUUAUUUUUAACGGUAUGAAGUUUGAAUCACAUUUAAACAAUAAUUUCAAUACAAAAUAUCAUAUUGCUAACUUUUUCGAUACAACCUACGAUGUGAUUUUACAAUCACCGAGACAUAAUCAAGAGUUGAAAUUCAAUAGCUAUAGAUGAUUCUUCAAUUACUGAAUGCGACGAGCUUCAUUAUUCGUUUAGUUUAUGCGUUUAUUCUCCCAUAUGCAUGUGAUUAUAUUCUAAUGAAUACAAAACAUAAUACGAGAAUCAUAUACACGUACAACACUUCGCUUUACUAACAAACGUGGCACAUGUUGUGAUGUUGAUAUAUGACGGUACUUUGAUGACAAUAUGCCACAUACUUAGUAGAGAGGUUAAGUAUAUUAACAUGAUAUUUACAUACGUGUGUCGUUCACAUCAUCGUACAAUUGUUUGCCGAUCUAUUUUACCUUGAGAUCACAAGCAGCAGCUAGCAAACUAUAACGAACUAAUACAAUAAGACGACUCGAAAUCAAGUGUUGUUCAAUAAAUGUUUAAACUAAUUUCAAUUUUUUUCGAGUAGGUGUGAAAGUGAAACUGAAUCAUACACACAUCUAUCUACCUAGUGAGAGCAAAGACAAGAUGGUUGAGAAUGAGGAUCUAUGGGCCGGCUCAAUAAGAAAAGACCCAUGUGAGCAGUUGGGAAAUUUCAGCACUUUGGGCCAGCAAAUUAGCAGCAGAACGAAUUUAUAGCCUUUGAAUGAGCCCUUUACUGUUUGCAAGUGAUGAUGAACACAGUAGUCGGCACAUAGGCAGGCCCGACACUUGUUCGAAACGUUAGGUCCUCUUCACUUCCAUUUUCGUUUCCUGUUUUCUGUUUUCAUGUCAUAAAUUUGGUAACUGAAAACGAGAAAACUUGUUUACUUUUCAUUCCGUUUUCUAUAUUCGUUUUCAACUAUGAAAACAGAAAGUGGCAACUUCCUGUUGUUUUCGGAAACGACAAAAUGUUGUUCAACAUCUGUUUUCUAAAAAACAGGAAACAAAAAUGAAAGUAAGCAGGCCCUUAGGUGCUCCAUUACGUUUACAACAAACGUAAUCAUACUUUCCCUGUUACGAUGCUCUCGGAAAUAUAUCGUUGUUGUCUGCGAAGAACAAAUGUGAAAUAUUACGUGCUCGAUUAUAAAUAGAUAUACGAGAACAGGGGGUCCCCGGCCCUUUCCGAGAAUCCAAACUAGUUCAGAUAGAAUAAUGGAUAAGCACUGCUCAGUCCUAAUCCGACCCGUUGUCAUCCCUAAUAACCAUUGUCGGAAUCCAAAUAGGACAAUUUGGGUCACAGCCGGGCCCGGCAACUAAACCCACGCUGAACAAUGCGCAAUGCGCACCCUUUACCUCUCUAACUAACCCUAGUUAAGGCCUCCCAGACUCUAUAUAACCAAUACCCGAGCUACGCGCUGUCUGCUCAUUCUCAUCCAAAUCGGCUCUUCUCGAAAAAAAUUCUCUGUUAGUUUUUUUUUUAUUAUCAUAAAAAUGGCUUCCGCCGAUCUUGAGUACCGCUGCUUCGUCGGUGGCCUGGCCUGGGCUACCACCGACGAGGUUCUCCAAGAUGCCUUCAGUCACUACGGCGAGGUCCUCGAAUCGAAGGUCAUCAACGAUCGGGAGACAGGGAGGUCCCGUGGAUUCGGAUUCGUGACCUUCAGGGACCAGCAGGCGAUGAAGGAGGCGAUCGAAGGGAUGAACGGCCAGAAUCUCGAUGGCCGUAACAUCACCGUCAACGAGGCUCAGUCUCGCUCCGGUACCGGCGGCGGCGGUGGCGGUUUCAGGAGUGGUGGACCCCGCAGAGACGGCGGUGGCGGUGGAUAUGGCGGUGUAGGUGGAUACAACCGUGGAUACGGAGGAGGCGAUCGCAGCGAUGGUGGUUACGGAGGCGGUGGUUACGGCGGUGGCCGGGACCGCGGUUAUGGCGGUGGUGGUUACGGAGGUGGCGGCGGCGAUGGAAACUGGAGGAAUUAAAGGUGGGAGGAAUUAGGUUAGGUCCAUGGAAUGGAAUCGUCUUCUUCAAUUUCGUUGUUAGAUUUAGGUGGUUCUCUGUGCGGUUACUUUGCUUGUCCAAGUUCUGUGUCUUGUUUGCUGUGGGUUACUGUUCGGGUUCGGGUUACGGUUACGCGCCAUGGAUUUGUUGUGUUGUGAGUCUGGAAAAGAGAGUUACUAUUCGUCGCCCUAAAUUUUUAAAUUUUGUCGCCCUAAACCAUACAAAUUUACAAAAUAACCCUUCAUUUAAUUGUAUGGUUCAACCACCUAGAAUUAAUGCCCCAACCAACUAACCAACCCAUUUAACUCUUUCUUCCAACAGAAAACAGAAAUAUCAAACCAAAAAUUAACUCCAAACCACACAACACAAAAUCCAACUACAAUCUUCUACAUUGAUAAAUUUUCGCCUGAUUCCGACGAGUUUGCCGGAGGUAGAGAAGUAGUCGGUUUCGAUCGUCAUAGCAUGCAGGGACUCGGACUAAAGGUAAGAUUCUGUU